This is a messenger RNA of Arthroderma uncinatum, 1716 nucleotides long. RefSeq names its product rRNA methyltransferase. The record is from RefSeq and is a predicted model, not a curated record. Gene Ontology annotation, molecular function: RNA binding; RNA methyltransferase activity. Bases 1 to 1716 code for a protein of 571 amino acids. The transcript has a single exon. NCBI's taxonomy places the organism in Eukaryota, Fungi, Ascomycota, Eurotiomycetes, Onygenales, Arthrodermataceae. Gene Ontology annotation, cellular component: mitochondrion. Gene Ontology annotation, biological process: rRNA methylation.
AUGAUGUUAUCGUCUACUCUGGGGGGACUGGGGACCUGGCGCCUACGUUUACAGGGACUACUCAUCUCUCCGGCCUUUAAUCCCAUCCGAUACCUGUCAGUGAACUCCGCCAUUACCUCUGGCAUCAGGAAAGGCCGUGGAUUCAAGGAGAACAAGAGGCAGCCCAGAUCAAACGACUGGAGCCUAGGACGCAAUGCUAAAAGUACGAGGAAACCGAGUCCAUGGGAGGGUCGGGGAAAGGUCUCGUCUCGGUCUCGGCCGCAGUCUCGAGACCAAGGUGAAAUGGGAGACGGUUCCUCUAUAAAUCGAAGGGAUGCCGGCGGUCGAAGGCCUUUCGAACGCAAUAAACCUUCACCUUGGUACCAAGAAGGUGGUUAUGACACUUACCGCUUGGGAGAUACGCCACCUGAGCGCGUGGAGCCCCCGUCUAUGAACAGUCGUCAAGAGACGGAUCCUAACAACCACCGGCGGCCUUCCAACACUUAUGAUACUGGAGAUGAGUUCACUUUGAAGAAAAAGCACAUAUACGGAACGAAAGCGCAAGAGAGACGAUUUGGAAAACGCACGUCGGUGCCAAAUGUAUAUCCGCCACGGUCAGGAUACGCCAAAACCGAAGACGAGGUGCCAGAUACGAAUCACUCCCUGUCGAGAAAAGUUUACCUUGUGCCGCCUCAUCACAUACCCUACAGUUCCCCUGUAGCCGAGUUCAUCUAUGGAACCUCUGCAGUUAACGCUGCGGUACGAUGUGGCCGUCGAAAGCUUUACACCCUGUAUAUAUACGAAGAAUCUGGUGGGGAUGUUUCAAGGGAGCCUAAAUGGGAGCAACAGCAUAUAAGGCCCAUUGCCAAAUAUGCGAGUCUGGCAGGUGCGCAGGUAAAACAUGUUACUGGUCCCUGGAAACAUACCCUGGAUAAAAUGACAGGCAAACGGCCUCAUAAUGGUUUGGUUUUGGAGGCGUCACCACUCCCAAAACCUCCAGUGUUGAAUUUCCAAACGGUCCUUUCCAUGUCCAAUUCGCAUUUCUUAGCGAACUUAGCGCCUCAGCCCGAUGAACAAGCAGCCGUCAACGGCACCGAUGGCCAUAUUCCCUUUGAAGCUCGACGGAAAAAUCCUAAAGGAAGCCGCUAUCCUUUCACCCUACUGCUCGAUGGAAUCCUUGAUCCUGGAAAUCUUGGGGCUAUCUUCCGAAGCGCUUACUGGUUCGGGGUGGAUGCAAUCGUUUUCUCCCCUCUGAAUUCGGCGCCCAUAUCAUCAGUCGUCAUGAAGGCAGCUGCAGGCGCAACUGAAACCAUCCCAACCCUUGCAAUUCGCGAUGUAAACUCAUUCCUAACGGGAUCUCAAUCGAACGGCUGGAAAUUCUUCGCCGCAGAUGCUCCCAGUGCGACACUGGUGAAUGACUACACGCGGAAAGUCCCCGUCAUGGGUAACUUAGACACCCUAUCUUCUGAGCUGCAGACAGCACCUUGUGUUUUAAUGUUGGGAGGCGAGGGUUCGGGCUUGCAGCAGAAAAUAAAAAAUAGGGCUGAUGCAUUCGUUACAAUUCCUGGGGCAUAUUCGGACAACGUGCAGGACGAUAUCGCCGGUGUCUCUAGCUUGAAUGUGAGCGUGGCGUCUGCCCUCUUAUGUGAAGCCUUCCUCUCGCGCCCGCCCUCUGGGGUUACCGAUGCACCGUUUUCAUCUGAAACUCCUAUUGAGGAUACGAAUCGUAUCUUCUAA